GUUCUAGCCAUUGAAAUUACAUUUUAUAGGGCCUCAACCUUUGGUUAUGAAUUCUGGUGAAUGGUUAGGCUGCAGUAUGGCACGGACUGGGCAUAGUGUGUACCCGAGGAGGGGCAUUCCUUUAGGCUGGAGGGCGGUGUUGCGCAUGCGUCUAGUGGGUUGUUUUUGGCGGGGUUUGGUCGCUGGCUGCGCACAGUACCGCUCGGUAAGAGCCUUCACUCAAUUCCUGCUAGCGAGCAGCUUUCGGUGGGCGCACGGUGUAUUUCGCGCAGGAAGUAGAUAAUGGACAUCAGUGACACUCCUACAGGUCCUAGGCCCAAUAGGGAGGGCACAAUGGGAAAAAAGAACAAAAGAGCAUCAGAUGCCUCCUCUUCCUCUGAGGAAGAAGAGUAUGUUGUGGAAAAGGUUCUCGAUCGAAGAGUGGUAAAGGGACAAGUAGAAUUCCUUCUAAAGUGGAAAGGCUUCUCAGAGGAACACAACACGUGGGAGCCAGAUAGAAACCUAGAUUGUCCAGAACUUAUCUCUGAGUUUAUGAAGAAGUACAAGAAAGUUAAGGAGACUGACCCAAAAGCCAAGACGGAGAGCACCAAAAGGAAAGCUGGAAGCGAUGACAUUAAGGCGAAGAAAAGGAGAGAGAGCAAUGACAUUGCACGGGGCUUUGAAAGAGGCUUGGAGCCAGAAAAGAUCAUUGGCGCUACAGAUUCUUGUGGCGAGCUGAUGUUUCUUAUGAAAUGGAAAGACUCUGAUGAAGCUGACCUUGUGCUGGCUAAGGAAGCCAAUGUGAAAUGCCCACAGAUCGUUAUAGCAUUUUAUGAAGAGAGACUGACUUGGCACGCCUAUCCCGAAGAGUCGGAAAGCAAAGAGAAGGAAGCCGUUAAAAGCUAAAAUUCACUUUAACCAUCCCGUAUAUACUCCCUCCUUCAUGCAGACACACACGCACACACUCACAGUCUACCUACACUCCUUACCUGCCCCAGUCAAGGGCAAAAACGUUUUUUUUUUAAUAAAAACAGAAAUAAGCCUGUGGCCUCUGAAACAAGCCUGCAAGUGGAAUUUGCACAUGACCGUGGCAGCCAUUAAAAGUUUCAGUGGUGGCGUAUUCCUAGUGAGGCACUGUAGGUGUCCGUUACAGUGGAUUCAUUCUCUUGCACAGAGGCAGAAGCCAGCAACUUCUUAAAGGAGACCAUAGGCCUCUGCAGUGUUUCUAAUGAGGUGCCCAAGGCUUUACCAGUGGUUACAUUUUUGUGUUCGGCUCAGAACAGCUUCGGCGCAUUGAUAGAAGAACUUCUGUCAUAUAAUGGUAAUGAUUCUGUGUGCUGUGAAGGGAUCCUUGCUGCUUACUCCCAUUCUUGGACACUUGUUCUUGGAGGGAGAAGACUUUGUUUUUUUUGUUUUAAAUAUUGUUUUAAUAUAUAUCAUCUGUACUCAUUGAUGUUGGGUCGCUUUGCCUUUUCUCAUUAAAUACCUGAAGAUGAUUGGGAGGGCACAACAACAAGGAUCUGAAACUUCUCACAUAAAGGGAGGAUGCCACUCGGGAGAAGGCCAAUAAUUGAAUUCCAUAAAGACAGUAAGCCAGUGCCAGCCAUUUGUACCAAGAAAGGGACCUGAGAGCCUUGAGGAGAUGGGUGUUGUGGGUUUGUAUGUGUGGUUCAUUUGAUGUGCCAUAAUUAGUAUAAGAAUGUCAUGCUUUUUAUUAGACAUGCUGAAGGCCUUGUGAAUGCCCUCAGUAAUGUUUGCCUAGUGUGGUAGGCCCCAGGCAUUUGUAGUGAAUCCUACUUUUUUAGUUUUUCCAGAAUUCCAAUUAUUAGGUUUUAGACAUUUUUUUUAAGAUACAAUAGCAAAAUGUUUCUGAUCUAUUGCUCUGCCAAAGUUAUCAAAGCCUUUCAGGCCCAGGAUGUAAGCUAGGAGCAACCAAUCACAUUUUUGCUUUCGUUGUUUUGCAGCUGGCUAAACAAAGCUAUUGACUGACUGGUUGCUCUGGGUUACCGCCCAGGUAUAAAUUCACCCAGUGCUGGUAAAUGGGCCCGAGUGUAUCUAGUCAGUUGCAGGUAUAAGGAUGAUUUACUAAAACAGGUGCUAAAUUGAAGUAGUCCAGUUACCUAUAGCAACCAGUCAAAUAUCGAAUUAAUUUGAUUUUUUUUUUUUUUUUUUAAUUGUUGAUAUUGGCAAGUGCACUCGUGCAAUUUUGCACCUAUAUAAAUCAGCCUGACAAUUUGUUAAUGGAUCCCAGAAAUAUGAUCCGAUGUAUUAACUGUCAGUUGUUUGAGAUAAUGAUUUGAGGUUUUUGCCAUGCUAACAGAUACAGAAUCCCUGCCCACUUGCAGGGAAAACUCACUGUAAAUGUGAAACUCGAAGCCUAGAAGGACGGAGUUUCAGAAGAUGGAUUUGGAAUCCAACAAGGAAAUUGUCUUAGUGCUGCCCCCCUUAAAUUGUAAAGUGCAUAGCAUUCCAUUGGGCACAUGCCGUAGAUUCCCCUUUGGUCUAUGCCACACCACGUUUACCGGCAACCAGCAAUUUGUACUUUUCCCUAAGGCUGGGGCCUAAAACAAGGUUCUUUUGUGCCUUGCCCCAAAAUCAGCCAUGGCACUAUAUUAAUGGGGUCAGUGAUAAUCUGGCAGUUUAUAUUUUGAAGCCUGGGCCUGGCAGAUAGCUCCGAGCUUCAGAUAUAUUCAGUACAGAUGUGUGUUAGAAACUGAGGAAACAGUCAUCAUUCUGCAUUAGCAAAGGAAACAGUAAGACUGAAUAUUGCAGGAGACUGCUGCCAGGUAAAGCUCUGCCCAUUUACAGAAGGAGAAGUUUCCUAAAGUGAAAAAUGGCUCAGAAUAACAAAAGGAAAUACCAUGAUAUUCUCAAAUGUAUGUGCAUAUCCGUUCAUCAGCACAACAACA
Messenger RNA from Xenopus tropicalis (tropical clawed frog), 2888 nucleotides. It is a transcript of the gene cbx5, whose product is annotated as chromobox 5. Gene Ontology annotation, cellular component: heterochromatin; nucleus. The record is from RefSeq and is a predicted model, not a curated record. The coding region runs from base 283 to 885 and encodes 200 amino acids. The transcript has 6 exons. Lineage: Eukaryota; Metazoa; Chordata; Amphibia; Anura; Pipidae. Gene Ontology annotation, biological process: regulation of gene expression.